Messenger RNA from Neoarius graeffei (lesser salmon catfish), 1623 nucleotides. Its product is annotated as dihydropyrimidinase-related protein 2-like. Gene Ontology annotation, molecular function: hydrolase activity, acting on carbon-nitrogen (but not peptide) bonds, in cyclic amides. The record is from RefSeq and is a predicted model, not a curated record. The transcript has 13 exons. Gene Ontology annotation, cellular component: cytoplasm; cytosol. NCBI's taxonomy places the organism in Eukaryota, Metazoa, Chordata, Actinopteri, Siluriformes, Ariidae. The coding region runs from base 16 to 1623 and encodes 535 amino acids.
CAUUCUGACAUCUAUAUGGAGGAUGGUGUUAUUAAGCAAAUUGGGGAGAACCUCAUUGUUCCCGGUGGGGUGAAGACCAUUGAUGCCCAUGGCAGGAUGCUGAUCCCUGGUGGUAUUGAUGUGCACACCCGCUUCCAGAUGCCUGACCGGGGCAUGGCAGCUGCUGAUGAUUUCUACCAGGGCACUCGUGCUGCUCUCGCUGGGGGCACCACUAUGAUCAUUGACCAUGUGGUUCCAGAGCCAGGUGUUAGCCUUAUAUCUGCAUUUAACCAGUGGAGGGAAUGGGCGGAGAGCAAGUCAUGCUGUGAUUACUCACUCCAUGUGGACCUCACUGAGUGGCACAAGGGCAUGCAGCAGGAGAUGGAGACCCUGGUGAAGGACCAUGGUGUCAACUCUUUCCUGGUCUAUUUGGCCUAUAAGGAUGUUUUCCAGUUUAAUGAUUCCCAGAUGUAUGAGGUAUUCAGUGUGAUUCGAGACCUUGGAGCCAUCGCCCAAGUGCAUGCUGAGAAUGGGGAUAUCAUUGCUGAGGAGCAGAAAAGAAUCCUGGAGUUAGGAAUCACUGGCCCAGAGGGUCAUGCUCUCAGUCGCCCAGAAGAGGUGGAAGCUGAGGCAGUCAAUCGUGCAAUAACGGUAGCCAAUCAGACCAAUUGUCCCCUGUACAUCACCAAGGUAAUGAGCAAGAGUGCUGCUGAUGUCAUCACUCAGGCCAGGAAAAAAGGUACCGUAGUGUAUGGGGAGCCUAUCUCUGCUAGUCUGGGCACUGAUGGUACUCAUUACUGGAGCAAAAACUGGGCCAAGGCUGCUGCCUAUGUGACCUCUCCCCCUCUGAGCCCAGACCCUACCACCCCUGACUAUCUCAACUCUCUGCUCUCCUGUGGUGAUCUGCAGGUAACUGGCAGUGCUCACUGUACCUUUAACACCUCUCAGCGUGCUGUAGGCAAAGACAACUUCACCCUCAUCCCAGAGGGUACCAAUGGGACUGAGGAGAGGAUGUCCAUCAUCUGGGACAAGUGUGUGGUAACUGGCAAGAUGGAUGAGAAUCAGUUUGUAGCUGUGACGAGCACCAACGCAGCCAAGAUUUUUAACCUGUACCCACGUAAGGGCCGCAUUGCUGUGGGCUCUGAUGCUGACUUGGUUCUAUGGGAUCCUGAUGUUACUAAGAUCAUCUCUGCCAAGAGCCACAACCUGGCAGUUGAAUAUAAUAUCUUCGAGGGUGUGGAGGUGCGUGGUGCUUCCUUAGUAGUGAUCAGUCAGGGUAAGAUUGUUCUGGAGGAUGGAAACCUCCACACUACUGAGGGAUCAGGACGUUACAUAACCCGCAAGACCUUCCCUGACUAUGUUUACAAGAGGAUAAAAGCUCGCAGUAGGCUUGCUGAGCUGCAUGGCGUCCCACGUGGCCUUUAUGAUGGUCCAGUGUGUGAGGUCACUGUGACACCUAAAGUCACCCCUGUGACCACUAACAAAACCUCUCCAACCAAACCCACUCCUCAACCCAUUCGCAAUCUGCAUCAGUCUGGAUUCAGUCUGUCUGGAGCUCAAAUUGAUGACAAUGUUCCUCGCCGCACCACUCAGCGCAUUGUUGCUCCCCCUGGUGGCAGGGCAAACAUCACCAGCCUGGGGUAA